AUGGGAGGAAGACGUCACCAACCCUGCCAAAGAACAAAAAAGCAAGAUCCCAAGACGAUCAGACCAGACCGAACCGAGCGAGACGAGAAAUCCUCUCAAAGACAAGCUAGGGACUCUGGAAAUCGAAACCGGGGCAGAUACCAGAACCGGCCGAUCAAGAAGGCAGAAGGGAUGGCAGUGUCCACGUGGCCAGACAUCUCUCACCUCUCCGUCUCAAGGCCGGAGCUGGUCAAUGUUCCGAGACAGAUGGGCCAACAGGUCAAGUGGCCUCAGAAGAUGAAAGCACCCGACUCUUUCUGGAACCCUGGUUUCUGGUGCGACUUCCACCGAGACCACGGUCACAAAACGGAGGACUGCGUCGCACUAAAGAUCGAGGUCAACGAGCUUCUUAGGAAAGGACACCUCAGGGAGUUCCGUUCUGAGAAGGCCAAGAGCCAUCUAAGCAAGGAGACAACGGGUAAGCCCACUGAAGCUGCUCCCGUCUGGCCACCGCGACAGGACCGAGUGAUCCAUGUCAUUUCGGGCGGUUCAGAAAUCAGCGACAUAAGCCAUGCAGCUGCGAAGAAAAGCACCUGGAACGCCAAGCACGACCUAGUGGCAGCCAAGCCAAAACGACGAGAUAAACUUCACGGCCAAGGAGCAGGAGAAAGUCCUUACUCCGCAUCACGACGCCCUGGUCAUAUCGCUCACUGUAGCGAACUGCCUGGCAAAAGGAUACUGGUAGAGAAUGGAAGCUCCUGUAACUUCAUCUUCCAAGCCGCAUACAAGGACCUGGGGCUGGAGGAAAGCGCUCUAACUCGGAGGAUAACCCCCCUUAUAGGGUUCAGUGGGGAAGUCAAGCAAACCGCCGGGAAAGUAACCCUCCCCAUAUACGCCGAAGGAGUCAACAUGUCAACCAAGUUCCUCGUUGUUGACUGUGACUCGUCUUACAAUAUGAUCCUAGGACGGCCCUGGAUUCACGGCAUGGGGGUCGUCCCCUCGACUCUUCACCAAAUGGUGAAAUUCCCUACACCCUGGGGCAUAAAGGCGAUCAGAGGGGAUCAGGAAUAUUCCCACUCCUGCUACCAGACCACGCUGAAAGGAAAGACCAAGGUCUUAUAG
Messenger RNA from Brassica napus (rape), 1101 nucleotides. RefSeq lists its product as uncharacterized. Lineage: Eukaryota; Viridiplantae; Streptophyta; Magnoliopsida; Brassicales; Brassicaceae. The record is from RefSeq and is a predicted model, not a curated record. The coding region runs from base 1 to 1101 and encodes 366 amino acids. The transcript has a single exon.